Messenger RNA from Schistocerca cancellata (South American locust), 2748 nucleotides. RefSeq names its product gastrula zinc finger protein XlCGF17.1-like. Gene Ontology annotation, biological process: regulation of transcription by RNA polymerase II. Lineage: Eukaryota; Metazoa; Arthropoda; Insecta; Orthoptera; Acrididae. The transcript has 7 exons. Gene Ontology annotation, molecular function: RNA polymerase II cis-regulatory region sequence-specific DNA binding; DNA-binding transcription factor activity, RNA polymerase II-specific. Bases 115 to 1185 code for a protein of 356 amino acids. The record is from RefSeq and is a predicted model, not a curated record. Gene Ontology annotation, cellular component: nucleus.
UUCACAGACUACAGAAUUGAGAAAUACGUGUGUAGAUUCGAGCUCUGUGAAUCUGAGAAGUAAUCCUGCUUUGGCGUAAAAUUUGUGAAAGAGCUGAACUUCGGAGCAUUCGCGAUGGAAAUGGUGGAGACUGAUCCACUUGUAUCUGUGAAGCAAGAGAUCGAGUAUGUAUGCGUUAAGCAAGAAUCUCUGGAUGUGCAGGAGUGGGAGGUGCCCGAUGAUCGGAACAAUGCACAGGAUCCACUAAGCAUCGAUAAAGAGGAAUGUCCAUCUCCAGAAGACCAUCUUAUGUCCAGUACAUUCAAUAUUGUCAAAACAGAGUAUGAGGAUGAUGAGGGGCACACAGGGAGCAAUAAUGACAGGGAGGAUUAUUCACCAGAAAACUUCAUUGGAUGUAGCACACUCAAUAUCGAGAAGACUGAGGACGAGGAAAAUGAGGAGGCAGUGAGAGAGGAGCACAUGGAGGACCUCAAACAUGAAAUAGAAUCGACAAGUAGUGGCAGUGAACCCAAAAGUACUGUUUCCAUUGGUGCGGAGGAUGACAAGAGUAAUGAUGACAGCAGCUGUUUGGUUACCAACAUUUCCCUGGCUGCAGGAACAGGCAGCAGGGAACAAUGCACGGCAAACGAGGAAGCAUGUUGUGGAACUAAAAGUGGUAUAAUGCCUGUGCGGCACGGACGUAGCAUCUGCAAGAAGACGUUUGCAGGGUUGCAGGAAAUGAAGGAGCACACGCACGUGGACAGACGUGAACGCCUGCGUUCGUGCAGUGUGUGCAACAAAACAUUCACAACAGGCGCCAAUCUAAAGAGACACUUCAGAGUGCACACUGGUGAACGCCCAUUCAGCUGUAGCGUUUGCAACAAGACGUUCAUACAAAAUGGAGAUCUGAAGAAGCAUUCGUGGUUGCACACUGGCGAACGCCCAUUCAGCUGCGGGGUUUGCAACAAGGCAUUCGUACAAAAUAGUGACCUGAAAAAGCAUUCACGGUUGCACACUGGUGAGCGGCCCUACAACUGUGAAUUCUGUCAUAAGAGAUUCAGAAACAUAAGCAACUUGAGGGAACAUUCGCGAGUGCAUACUGGUCUAAAACCAUACAACUGCAACAUUUGUCAAAAGAAAUUCUCAUAUGAGAGCAACUUGAGAAAACACUUACUGCUUCACAUGAGGAAAUGCCCAAGUACUUGAGAAGUGUUUCCAGAGCCAUUCACAACGAGCUGCAAUGGGAUAAGAUGUCAGUUUCGCACACAAACACAAAGCACAUCAGCACAGCCUAUAAAUAUACUUUAAACUGGUGAACACACUUGUCGAUGUGAUAGUAUCAUAAGAAGUUCUAGAGCAGAAAUAGCUUAUCAGUGUAUGAAAUUUCACAUCCGGUAUGUUCAUAUGUCUACUUGUCCUGUGGGGUCAUGAGAAAUAGCGAUAAAGUUUUGACUAUCACAUAUAAAAAUAAAGUUGUGGUGUUUGCAUGUACUGCUGUUGUUCAGAACGGUUAUAGCCUUUUCUUUACAAUAUUCCAAAUUUGUUACUGACUUUGUAAUAUUAGAUAUCUGAUUUUACUCCAGCAUGAGACGUGAACUCGGAUAUUGAAGUAAAUGAAAUAUCAAAGUUUAGCUCCAAAUUACUACUGACACUACACUUCCAAACAAAACAGUUCAACAAAUCCAGAAGCCAUUUGUUCUAAACAACCAAAACGUGGCCCACAUAUGAGAAGGCCAGCUAGCAAGCAAGCAAAUGAGAGAUAUCUACAUAAAUAACAUUAUGACUUGAGCAUAUGAGACAACUACAUAAGUACCAUUUCUUGUAUGUUUGGUUGUAGGCAGGUUGAGAUGAUUACCAUAGUUCCUCAUUCUAUCUUCAAGACACACAUACCAAAUAGGUCCACUGUAUAUGACUGAAUGCUACAUAUUAACUGUAGGACCUUGUAGCAGCUGAAAGGAACCUAUGACCAAAUGCUCAGACCUUGCAAGUGGGCUGUGGUCACUGCGCGAUAUGCGUCCAGAAGACAGAACCAUGCAAUAAAACCCAACACGUUGAUAUGUCUAGUGUAAAAUCAAAAAUGUAUAGCUCUUAACUGAGAGAAGUACACUAAGACCUAUUAAUUAAGUGACGUAGUCUCUUCUACUACAAUUUAAGAAUGUGGGGUUUGCUUAUCUGAUGCAACAACAUUUGUCCAUCACUUUCAACUGAAGUACCAGUAGCACAUAUUGAUGUUGCGGUGUCACUAUCUUAGCAUUAGCAGUUCAGUUUAAAAUUGUGCUUGAUGUUUUGAUAUAAGAGUGGUGCGAAGAUUUUGUAGAAAUGAGCUUUCCACUUUAGGUGAUAAUGACACGUGUAUGAAGAGGUUGUGCAAAUCUGUAUCACUGUGCGUCUUGUUGGAAAAGAGAUUUCAUUAUGUCUCAGAAUAGUUGAGUCAUAUAUAAUUUUCACAGUGAUCAGCUACUGAUAACUAACUCAUUGUUUUGGUCAUUUUGCAGCAUUUCAUGUUACUUAUAUAAUUACUAAAAUGAGCUAAUUUUUGACAGAAGUGUGUGUGUGUGUGUGUGUGUGUGUGUGUGUGUGUUUGUGUGUGUGUGUGUGUGUGUCUUCAAAUAGUACCAUUAAAAUUCGUUUCCCCUAAGGUCAUCAGCACUUAGACUAAUCCUUAUUCAUGGUUACUGUUAAGUCAGUUUUGAAAUUUCAGCCUUUGCUGCAGCAAAAUGUACAAAUGCUUGUGGUACUUUUGGAUAUCUCUAGCUAAAAUACGUAACA